Molecule: messenger RNA, 1170 nt
Organism: Emiliania huxleyi CCMP1516
Lineage: Eukaryota; Haptophyta; Isochrysidales; Noelaerhabdaceae
Exons: 8
Coding region: 1-1170 (389 amino acids)
Biological process (GO): NADPH regeneration
Cellular component (GO): cytoplasm
Molecular function (GO): nucleotide binding; oxidoreductase activity
Source: RefSeq, a predicted model, not a curated record
AUGGAGCCCGAGCGCCUCUCGAACCGCGAGGCCCUGCUGGAGCGCAUCAGCUCUGGCUGCCAUGAGCUCGACGGGCCAAAGGCGGUCGGCGUCUCCGCCUCGCUCGCCCAGCUCGACUCGCCCGUGCGCAUCUGCCUAGUUGGCCUCGGCCGCGCCGGCGCCUUCCACAUGCAGUCACUUCGCUUCGUGGGCGCGCGCGUGGCGCAGCUGGUGUGCGUGGUCGACACCAACCUCGAGCUCGCCCGGCGCACCGCCACCGAGUUUGCGGCGAGCGACUGCGUCGCGAGGGCGACCCUCGAGGAGGUGAUGGCUGACGUGGCGCUGGCGGGCCGCGUCGACGCAAUCAUCAUCGCCUCGACGACAGACACGCACUACGGGCUGUGCAAGCUCGCCCUCUCCGCCUCCAAGGCCACCUUCACCGAGAAGCCAAUCUCGCACCACGCCGAAGAGGUCGACGAGGUCAUCUGCCUCGCCAAGGCGGCCAGGGCGCCGCUGCCGGCUGCAGCGGCGAAGCGGAGAGAGGAGGGCCCGGAGGCAACGACACAGGGAGGCUGCGAACAGGUGCCCUUCCUCGUCGGCUACCAGCGGCGCUGCGACCGCAACUUUCGCGCGCCGCGCCACCGUGCCGCUGGCGGCUGCCAGGAGCCGCCCAACAGCCGUCCGGGAUCACUCUCGGUAGGUGCGCUGCGCGAUCUGAUCGCCGAUGGCGCCCUCUCGUCCGAGCCAGGCAUCUUCCACGACAUGCUCUCGCACGACUUCGACAUGAUCCACUUCCUCACCAGCGAGAUCCCCGACGAGGUGUUCACAGUCGGACACUGCUAUGACCCCGCCAUCGCCGCCCUCGACGACGUCGAUACGGUCGUCGUGACGUUGCGGUACGCCUCCGGCUUGCUCGCGACGGUCGACUCGUCCCGCGUGGCCGCCUACGGCUACGACCAGCGCGUCGAGGUGUUUGGGGAGCGGGGCAUGCUUACUGCGCAGAACGAGUCGCGACACACCGUCGAGCUCGCCACAGCCGCAGGGAUGCCUCCGCCCCCCCCCCCCCCCCCAGGAAUGACGGAGGGGGUAGCUGACCCGAUGAGUGAGCACGCGCUGCUCGGCGCCGUCGCGCGCGCAGCGGAGCGGAGCUGGAGGGAGGGGCGCAACGUCAAGCUUGCAGAGGUGGCGUGA